Fomitopsis serialis is the source of this 1133-nucleotide messenger RNA. RefSeq lists its product as uncharacterized. NCBI's taxonomy places the organism in Eukaryota, Fungi, Basidiomycota, Agaricomycetes, Polyporales, Fomitopsidaceae. The coding region runs from base 79 to 741 and encodes 220 amino acids. The transcript has 5 exons. The record is from RefSeq and is a predicted model, not a curated record.
UAGUGAUCUGCCCGCAACCCUCAGGUUUGCCGCCAUCGCUUCCGCAUCAACAUUCUUUUUUCCUCCCAUUCCUUCAUUAUGCUACCGUUCGUCGCAGUGCUAUCUGCCAUUAUUUAUGCACGCCAUGUGUCCGCUCUGACGACGAUGUUCAUCCCUGGCUUUGACCCUCAGCCCGUGACCGUCAACCUCCUGGGUAGCCAGGGUGGCUUGACAUCAUAUGUCAUCGCCCCAGGCGCGUCCAGCGCUGGCAUGGACACGGACGACAGCGAAUUGUUUGGUCCUGCCACGCUUGUCCUGGGCGCGAGCACCGCUGCACUCACGUACAUCGACGAAAACAUCGGGAUUGCCGCGUACGAGAGCUGUCAGUUGUCCGACGGAGAGACGGUAUGCGAGGAGGUUGUCAUUGCGAUGGGCGCCGACGGGUACACCACAACAGCGACGGGAACACUGCCCAUCGAAUCGUUCGCUGUGCAAGGGGGCGGCCCCGCUACAGGCAGCAACGCCAUACAGACCUCGCCCGUCCCAACCGGUGAUUUCGCGACUUGGACCGGGCCCCCUUCGGCUAGCUCGGCGCCCUCCGGCUCCGAGUCGUCUUCCAACGCCGUCUCGAAGACAUCCGCAUCGACGACUGCCACCCCGACCGGAAACACCAGCGGCGCGCUGAGCCUGAGCCUUCGCACUUCCGGCCGCAUCACCUUGAGCAUUGCGGGGUUGGUUAGUGCUUUCGUCGUGGUUGCUUGAGGAUAGAUGCGGCGUUUGGCUCGUCUGAUAUAUCUUGUGACUGUUGUUGUGCGCAUUAGUUCUUGGCUCAACGCGGAUGGGCAGCCCUGCUGCAUUCACAGGUACGGUACCCGUAUAUGAUUCCCGCCACAUCAAUAAAUCAGCUGGUCCGCAUAUCGCGCAUCGUGCUCCUGACCAUGCGCCUUGAAUGCGCCCGUAAAGACACCCUUGUCUUGCCGCGCCAGUGCUAGCCGAGAAAAGGAAACUGUGUACGCAAGGCACGUCGAAGCGGAUAACUGCUGAUCGAGGCCGAACUCCCCACACGGCCAGCAGAAGCCGACCCGACGAUCGUCGCCAGGGCCCGAGACGUGUGGCGCCCGCCGGCGUCGGUAUUUCCACAUUUUAGGUUUUGC